AUGCCUUCAAAAACCUUCAACAUCACCGUCCUUCCCGGCGACGGCAUCGGCCCCGAAGUCACUGCUGAGGCAGUGAAAGUUCUGAAGGCGCUUUUCCCCUCCGGCUCGGAUGUUGAGCUCAAGCUUACAGAAUAUGACUUCGGUGGUGCCGCCAUCGAGGCUGUUGGCGAGCCAUUGCCUGCACCUACACUCGAGGCUUGCAAGAAGGCCGAUGCUAUUCUCAUGGGUUCUAUCGGUGGUCCUAAAUGGGGCGUCGAUGCGAAAGUACGGCCCGAACCUGGACUCCUGGCCCUCCGCAAAGCCCUCGGCGUGUACGCGAACAUCCGGCCCGCUUCCUUUGCAUCGGAGUCGCUUCUCGAACUCUCACCCCUGAAGGAGAGCGUGACGAAGGGCGUGAACAUUAUCUGUGUGCGUGAACUUCUCGGUGGCGCGUACUUUGGCCCACGGAAGGAGGCCGGCACGGCGGACGCGACCACGGACGAGACGACGGCAUGGGAUCAAAUGGUUUACAGCGUUGAUGAGAUCAAACGCAUCACUCGUGUGGCGGCCAAUAUCGCACUUAGUACCAACCCACCUCUCGCCGUUCACUCGGUCGACAAAGCGAACGUCCUUGCCACGAGCAGGCUGUGGCGCAAGGUCGUGACGGAGACGCUGAAGGCGGAGUUCCCAACGAUCACCUUCGACCACCAGUUUGUUGACUCCGCAAGCAUGCUCAUCGUUGCCAACCCGAAGAAGCUCAAUGGUGUUUUGCUGACUGAGAACCUGUUCGGUGACAUCUUGUCGGACGAGUCCAGCGUCAUUCCUGGUUCGCUGGGUCUCCUUCCUUCCGCUUCCCUUUCUGGUCCACCACCUGCCGCUGCAGAUCCCCUAUCGUCCAGCUUCAAGCCUACGUCUGGUCUCUACGAGCCUAUACACGGCUCUGCACCAGACAUUGCCGGUCAGGGCAUCGCGAACCCCAUCGGCACGAUCCUGUCUGCCGCUCUCCUGCUGCGCUACUCUCUCGGACUUGAGAAGCAGGCAGCGGCGAUCGAGAAGGCCGUCCGUAUCGUGCUUGACUCCCCGAGCAUCGGUGGCAAGGGCCUUCGCACGGCAGACCUCGGCGGCAGCGUGAAGACGACCGAGAUAGGCGACUCCAUUGCCGAAAUUGUGAAAACUCUGGUCUAA
Molecule: messenger RNA, 1164 nt
Organism: Peniophora sp. CBMAI 1063
Lineage: Eukaryota; Fungi; Basidiomycota; Agaricomycetes; Russulales; Peniophoraceae
Source: the annotation of a GenBank genome assembly